This is a messenger RNA of Lodderomyces margitis, 765 nucleotides long. RefSeq lists its product as uncharacterized. Bases 1 to 765 code for a protein of 254 amino acids. Gene Ontology annotation, molecular function: aldose reductase (NADPH) activity. The transcript is spliced from 2 exons. NCBI's taxonomy places the organism in Eukaryota, Fungi, Ascomycota, Pichiomycetes, Serinales, Debaryomycetaceae. Gene Ontology annotation, cellular component: cytosol. The record is from RefSeq and is a predicted model, not a curated record.
AUGUCUCUUUCAGCAUCCAAAUUCAUUCUUAGCAAUGGUAACGCAAUUCCCGCUGUUGCUUUAGGCAUUGGUGCCAAACAUUUUAAACACGGCCACAACGAGUUGGACAGGCAAUUAAUUGGUACCUUGGAGCUAGCAUUGAAGGGUGGUAUUACCCAUAUUGAAGGUGCUGGGUCCUAUGGAACCAAUGAAGAAAUCGGAAUGGCUUUGAAAAACUCAAUGGUUAAAAGGAACGAAGUUUUUAUCACUGCCGAGUACUUUCCCAGCGAAGACAAGCAUCUUAAACAUCACAACCCUUAUGAAGAAUUGAAAGCCAAUUUGAAGGACUUGGGUUUGACAUAUGUUGAUUUGUAUCUCCUCCAUCAAGAAGUUUCCAAUGGCGGCCCUGCUUUACUUAAACAGUGGAGUCAUAUGGAAAGAUUAAAAGACGAAGGUUUCGCUCACAGCGUCGGUGUGUCAAAUUUUGGCAUUGAAGAUUUGAAACAGUUAUUGAACUCAAAGACUAAAUGGAAACCAGUAGUCAACCAAAUCGAAUUCAAUCAUUAUUUGCAUGAUGAUACUCCUGGCAUUGCUGAAUUUUGUCAAGAACAAGGCAUCUUGGUGGAGGCUUAUGCUGUCGUCAUUCAAAAGGGGUUAUUGCCCAUCACCACAACUUCAAAGGAGGAAAAUAUGGAAGACAUUGUUGGUGUUGUCAACUUUGAAUUGGAAGAGGAAGAUGUGGAACAAAUAACACAAGUUGCAAGAAAGAGGAUUCAUUUUAAGUAG